Messenger RNA from Dictyostelium discoideum AX4, 900 nucleotides. RefSeq lists its product as hypothetical. Gene Ontology annotation, cellular component: membrane; endomembrane system. Gene Ontology annotation, biological process: carbohydrate transmembrane transport. Gene Ontology annotation, molecular function: sugar transmembrane transporter activity. The transcript has 3 exons. The coding region runs from base 1 to 900 and encodes 299 amino acids. The record is from RefSeq and is a predicted model, not a curated record. NCBI's taxonomy places the organism in Eukaryota, Evosea, Eumycetozoa, Dictyosteliales, Dictyosteliaceae.
AUGGCUUCCGAUCCAAACUCACCAGAAAUUUUAACAACUCAAAUUUUAGGAAAUGUUUUCAUUGCAUGUAUAGUUCUAUCAAAUGUACCUUAUUUUUAUAAAAUUGAAAAAUCAAGAGAUGUUGGAAAAUUUAAUAUAUUUCCAUUUGUUUUUAUGAUUGGUCAAGCUAUGAUGUGGGUUGCAUAUGGAACAAUAUGUGAUAUUCAAGGAUUAGUACCAGUUAAUGCAUUUGGAAUGUUAUUUAAUUUAGCUUUUAUUUUAAUUUAUAUGGGUGCGUGUACAGACAUAACAAAAAAAAGAAGAAUUAUGUUAUCUUUAAUGAUCUUUAUGUCAAUUUUAGUAUCAUUUGUUUUAAUUGUUUAUUUUCGUGCACCAAAAGAUUUACAAAGAUCAAUUUUAGGUUGGUUAACUUCAAUUUUAUUAGUUGCAUUUUAUUUAUCUCCAAUUUUAAAAUUUCCACACAUGUUUAAAAAAAGAACAACUGGAAAUUUGUCAUUACCAUUAUCAAUAGCAUCAAUAUUCGCAGGUGUUGCAUUUGGAUUAUAUGGCGUAUUUUUAGAAGAUAAUUUUGUACUUGUUUCAAAUUUUAGUGGUACAUUUUCAGGAAUUAUUCAAAUUUUAUUCUUUUUUUUUAUGAAAAUUGUAAAAAGGAUAUCACCUUUAAAAAAUGAUCAUCAAACAAAUAAUAAUUCAACAAAUAAAAAAGAUAUUGAGGAAGCUGUAGAAUAUAAUAAUAAUAAUAAUAAUAAUAAUAAUAAUAAUAAUAAUAAUAAUAAUAAUAAUAAUAAUAAUAAUAAUAAUAAUAAUAAUAAUAAUAAUAAUAAUAAUAAUAAUAAUACUGAAAUAUCACAAAAUAAAAAUCAAGAAUCAGAAACUGAAUUAAAUACAAGAGGUGAAUAG